GUCUGUCAGCAGAUUGGGGAAGUCAGAGAACCUCAUAUAUCCAAGGAUGGAGAUGUUACAUUGGGAGCAAUCCUAUCUUUUCACAGCAGCUGGAUAAACACACUACACAGUUACACACAAAAACCUAAUCCACUGCAAUGUACAAGUUUGAACUUUAGAGAUUUUCAGUUUGCCCAGGCUAUGCUGUUUGCUAUUGAGGAAAUUAACAACAGCUUGAACAUUCUGCCAGGCCUUUCUCUGGGCUACAAGAUGUAUGAUGCCUGUGGCUCUGUUGCUGAAGCAGUGAGAGGAGCACUAGCUUUGGCUAAUGGAAAUGAAGAAAUACUUGUGUUCUCUGAAACUCCAUGCACCAGAUCAGGCCAAGUGCAGGCAAUUUUAGGAGAGACUUCAUCUUCUCCUUGCAUGGCCAUAGCUACAGUCCUUGGCCCCUUUCAUUUGCCACUGAUCAGCCACUUUGCCACUUGUGCAUGUCUGAGUGACAAAGUGAAAUACCCCUCCUUCUUCAGGACUAUACCCAGUGACCUGUACCAGAGCAGAGCGCUGGCCCAGCUGGUCAGGCACUUCGGUUGGACAUGGGUUGGAGUCAUCAGAACAAACGAUGACUAUGGCAAUUACGGCAUGGCCACUUUUGCUGAAACUGCAAAACAGCUUGGUAUCUGUCUAGAAUACUCCGUGUCCUUUUUCAGAACUGACCCGCCAGAAAAAAUACUAAAUAUAAUCAACAUAAUUAAACAUUCAAGUUCCAAAGUUAUUGUGGCUUUUAUGUCACACAUGGAUAUGGAUGUAAUUAUACACAAGCUGUCAGAUCACAAUGUGAGCGGUUACCAGUGGGUGGGCAGUGAGGGUUGGAUUUUUGAUGCUCAAACUGCUGCAGCAGACAAGUACCACAUUCUGAAUGGGGCCAUAGGAUUGUCCAUCCCAAAGGCUUAUGUCAGUGGCAUGGAGGAGUUCAUGAUGGAUGUGAGAUCACUCAACACCUCUGGUAAUCAGUUAUUUACUGAGUUCUGGGAAGAACUGUUCAACUGUGAAUUCAAUGCAGAGACUUAUCACAAAAGAUGUACAGGAACUGAAGACCUGAGUCAAGUGGACAACAGCUUCACUGACAUGUCCCUGAUGCCAAUCUUUAACAACGUCUACAAGGGAGUAUAUGCAGUGGCCUAUGCCCUGCAUAAAAUCCUCAAAUGUAACAAAACCUGUCAGACAGAUGUGAACUUAGAUCCUCAUAUGAUACUGCAACAAUUGAAAAACAUUCAUUUCCAAACAAAAGAAGGAGAAGGGGUGUAUUUCAACGAGAACGGUGAUCCUACUGCUAAAUAUGAAAUCAUAAACUGGCAGCCCACUGCCCAGGGCACAGUGGACUUUGUCACAGUGGGCCUUUAUGAUGCUUCUCUUCCUGCAGACAGACAACUGACACUACAAAAUGUGUCUAUAUAUUGGGCCCAGAAUUCAAAGCAGGUGCCAAUAUCAGUUUGCAGCAGAGCAUGUUCACCUGGAACACGUAAGGUUCUCCAGAAAGGAAAGCCAGUGUGCUGUUACGACUGUGUGCUCUGUGCAGAAGGAGAAAUAAGUAACAGCACAGAUUCCACCACUUGUGUCCAAUGUCCUCCAGAUUUUUGGUCCAAUGCCCAAAGAGACACAUGUGUGAGGAAGGAAACAGAGUUUCUAUCUUAUGAAGAAAUUAUGGGAGCUCUGCUCACAGCGGCAUCUUUAUUUGGGACUUGUAUGACUUGUGUUGUGGCCUGUAUUUUCUUCAAAUACAGAAAAACUCCAAUAGUGAGAGCCAAUAACUCUGAGCUGAGCUUCCUGUUGCUCUUCUCUCUGAGCCUGUGUUUCCUGUGCUCUCUCACCUUCAUCGGCCGUCCCUCUGAGUGGUCCUGCAUGCUGCGCCACACUGCGUUCGGCAUCACCUUUGUCCUCUGUAUCUCUUGUGUUCUGGGGAAGACUAUAGUGGUGCUGAUGGCCUUCAGAGCCACACUUCCAGGAAGUAAUGUCAUGAAAUGGUUUGGGCCUCUUCAGCAGAAACUCAGUGUCGUAGGUUUUACUCUGAUACAGGUGCUGAUCUGUGUCCUCUGGUUAACAAUGUCACCUCCAUUUCCGUUCAAAAACUUCAAAGAGUUCAAAUCCAAAAUUAUUGUUGAGUGUUCUCUGGGGUCAUCAUUUGGUUUCUGGGCAGUUCUUGGAUACAUAGGUCUGUUAGCUUUGUUGUGUUUUGUGUUGGCGUUCUUUGCUCGUAAACUUCCUGAUAACCUUAAUGAAGCCAAGUUCAUCACCUUCAGCAUGUUGAUCUUCUGUGCAGUCUGGAUCACUUUUAUCCCAGCUUACGUCAGCUCUCCAGGAAAGUUUAGUGUGGCAGUGGAGAUAUUUGCAAUACUUGCCUCUAGUUUUGGUCUACUGUUUUGUAUUUUUAUCCCAAAAUGUUACAUACUUUUAAUGAAACCUGAAACCAAUACAAAAAUGAAUAUUAUUAGAAAUAAGGAACUCCGCAGAUUUUAG
Molecule: messenger RNA, 2493 nt
Organism: Periophthalmus magnuspinnatus
Lineage: Eukaryota; Metazoa; Chordata; Actinopteri; Gobiiformes; Gobiidae
Product: extracellular calcium-sensing receptor-like
Exons: 6
Coding region: 181-2493 (770 amino acids)
Biological process (GO): G protein-coupled receptor signaling pathway
Cellular component (GO): membrane
Molecular function (GO): G protein-coupled receptor activity
Source: RefSeq, a predicted model, not a curated record